AUGACGGUGGAAAUCGACUUCCUGCAGAAGAAGCAGGCAGACACCAGGUCCUAUGACACAGACAUGAUGGCCCCAGAGUUCCUCGAGAAAUUCAACAGCCAGGCCUUCAGUGUUGGCCAGCAGCUUGUGUUUAGCUUCUGUGAUAAGCUUUUCAUCUUGGUGGUUAAGUACAUGGAGGCCAUGGACCCCAGCAUCCUGAUGGGAGGAAACAUUUCUGGGAAGAAACAGAAGACUGACAUCGGUUUGUUGGUGGCAAACAGUCAGGUGGUUUUUGAGAAGUCAGAGAGCUCGUCUGUAUUCCUGGCUGGGAAAUCUAGGACCCGAGAGUCGCGCCAGUCCAUUAUCAGCCCAGACUGGAACUUUGAGAAGAUGGGUAUUGGCGGCCUCGACAAGGAGUUUUCCGACAUCUUCCGCAGGGCCUUCGCCUCCCGAGUGUUCCCUCCAGACCUCGUUGAAAAGAUGGGCUGUAAACACGUGAAGGGAAUCCUGCUGUUCGGCCCCCCGGGCUGUGGUAAAACCCUGAUGGCACGACAGAUCGGCAAGAUGCUGAAGGCCCGGGAGCCAAAGAUCAUCAACGGCCCUGAGAUUCUCAACAAGUACGUGGGAGAGUCGGAGGCAAACAUCAGGAAGCUGUUUGCGGACGCAGAGGACGAACAGAAGAGGGUGAGAGUGAUGCAGGCGGCUCGAUGCCCGACAGACGAAUUGCUCCUCACCAACUGUGCCGUCAUCAACGACAAGGAUCAACCCUCUGAACAACACGUGAUUGUGCGCAAUUCAGCCCACAAAUAUGUUUUCACCUGGAAGACACAUCCCAGUGUGAACAUCAACACCAUCGCCUUCAGUCAGGCACAGGUAGGCUCAGACGUUUGA
Molecule: messenger RNA, 870 nt
Organism: Archocentrus centrarchus (flier cichlid)
Lineage: Eukaryota; Metazoa; Chordata; Actinopteri; Cichliformes; Cichlidae
Product: vesicle-fusing ATPase-like
Exons: 7
Coding region: 1-870 (289 amino acids)
Biological process (GO): SNARE complex disassembly; Golgi to plasma membrane protein transport; intra-Golgi vesicle-mediated transport
Cellular component (GO): Golgi stack
Molecular function (GO): ATP hydrolysis activity; ATP binding
Source: RefSeq, a predicted model, not a curated record